AUGGAUACAGAAGAAAAAAAUAAAGCUCAAGUGUCACCUACUUUACUAGAAAGGAUUACUCAAAUAGAAAUUAAAUUGGAAAAACUUUCACUGGCUGCAGAUGUUUCAAAAAAACAAUCACAAUCAGUUAGUUCUCCUACUGAGACAAAAAAAGAUUCAGAUCGUUCACAAAAGCCAAAAAUGCCAGAGGAACAGAUACCUGAAAAAAUGGGUACAGAAGAAAAAAAUAAGGCUCAAGUGUCACCUACUUUAUCAGAAAGGAUUACUCAAAUAGAAAUAAAAUUGGAAAAACUUUCUCUGGCUGCAGAUGUUUCAAAAAAACAAUCACAAUCAGUUAGUUCUCCUACUGAGACAAAAAAAGAUUCAGAUCGUUCACAAAAGCCAAAAAUGACAGAGGACAAGACACCUAAAAAAAUGGAUACAGAAGAAGAAAAAAAAGCUAAAGCGUCACCUACUUUUUCAAAAAUGAUUACUCAAUUAGAAAUUGAAUUGGGAGAAUUUUCUCUAACUGCAGAUGUUCCACAACAACAAUUACAACCAGUAAGUUCUCCUACUGAGACAAAACGAGAUUCAGAUCGCUUACAACAGCAAAAACUUAUAAGUGAAAAGAAACAUGAAGAAAUGGAGACUGAAGCAGAAAUGAAGCCUGAAGAGUCACAUACUUUAUCAGAAGUGAUUACUCAAUUAGAAGUUGAUUUGGUAGAACCUUCUCUGGCUGCAGAUGUUCCACAACAACAAAUACAACCAGUAAGUUCUCCUACUGAGACAAAACGAGAUUCAGAUCGCUUACAACAGCAAAAAAUUAUAAGUGAAAAGAAACAUGAAGAAAUGGAGAUUGAAGCAGAAAUGGAGACUGAAGAGUCACAUACUUUAUCAGAAGUGACUACUCAAUUAGAAGUUGAAUUGGAAGAACCUUCUUUGGCUGCAGAUGCUCCACUACAACAGUCACAACCAUUUAGUUUUGAUGCUGCAACGACACAUGUUUCGGAUGAUUCACAACAGCCAAAAAUUAUAAGUAAAAAGAAACAUGAAGAGAUGAAUACUGAAGAAAAAAUACAAACUGAAGAGUCACAUACUUUAUCAGAAGUGACUACUCAAUUAGAAGUUGAAUCGGAAGAAUCUUCUUUGUUUGAAGUGGUUCCACAACAACAAUCACAACCUUUUAGUUUCCCUGCUGCAACAACACAUGAUUCGGAUGUUUCACAACAGCCAGAAAUUAUGAGUAAAAAGCAACAUGAAGAAAUGGAUAAUGAAAAAAAAAGGGAGACUGAAGAGUCACAUACUUUAUCACAAGUGAUUAAUCAAGUUGAAGUUGAAUCGCAAAAAGAAGAAACGAUGGACGCUGCAGUGUCACAUAUUUUUGCAGAAGAGACGAAUUCACGACUGGUUGAAACGGAAGAACCUUCCUUGUCUAGAGAUGCUUCGGAAAUAAUAGUAGCACAACCUGAUGAAACCUUUCAUGAUGAGGUAUUACAAGUAGUUAUUUUACAAGAAGAAAGUAGUUUGCAACAAGAAGAUAGUUCACAACCAGAAGAAAGAAGGAGGGAAAAAACAUCAUAUAUUUGGAAAUUUCUGCAUUCAGUAGAAAUUGAUUCUCCAGAACCUAUUGUAACUCUAUAUGAAGAAAACGAAGAUUUACAACCACUUACUCUUCGUGAAUUGUCAACUCCUGAAACAGAUAAUUCACAAGGGAGAGAUAGGUUAACGAUAAGAUCAUACAGAAGCUCACGUGAAAGCACGGAUAUCGAUAAUUUACAAAAAGAAAGGAAGUCACCAGAAGCAGAUAUAUCAUCAGAAUCAGAUGGUUCACAAAGGAAAAAAGAAUUUCUGGAGAUAACAAGACGGUAUGAUUCUUCUUCAUCAACGGAUGAAGAUGUAGGUGUAAAGAUUGAUUUGGAAAAACCUUUCUCCUCUUCUCCAAAAAAACGAUCAAAACAAGUUGGUUCUCGUGGUAAGACAAAACAUCAAUUAGUUGUUCCACAAGAAGCAAGUGGACCAAAGAAAAGGGCACAUGAAACCUCAAGUGAAAGCACGGAUAUCGAUAAAGGUGAUUUACAAAAAGCAGUUAGAUCUCCCAAAUCAGAUAUUCCACCAAAAGCAGAUGGUUCACAAAGGAAAAAAAAAUUUCUGGGGAUAACAAGACGUUAUGAUUCUUCUUCUACAACAGAUGAAGAUGAAGGUGUAAAGAUUGAUUUGGAAAAACCUUCUACCUCUUCUUCAAAAAACCAACCAAAACCAGUUGUUUCUCCUGGUAAGACAAAACAUCAAUUGGAUGUUCCACAAGAAGCAAGUAGACUAAGGAAAAGGUCACAUGAAACCUCAAGUGAAAGCACAGAUAUCGAUGUAAGUGAUUUCCAAAAAUCAAGUAGCUCACGAAAAUCAGCUAUUUCACCAGAAGCAGAUAGUUCUCAAAGGAAAAAGAAAUUUCUAGAAAUAAGAAGACCUAUUUCACCAGAAGCAGAUAGUUCUCAAAGGAAAAAGAAAUUUCUAGAAAUAAGAAGACGUUUUGAAGCUUCUUCAACAAAAGAUACAGAUACAGAUGAAGAGAUUGAUUUGGAAAAACCUUCUACCUCUUAUUCAACAAAACAAUCAAAACCAGUUGUUUCUCCUGGUAAGACAAAACAUCAAUUGGAUGUUCCACAAGAAGCAAGUAGACUAAGGAAAAGAUCAUAUGAAUCCUCAAGUGAAGGCACGGAUAUCGAUUUAGAUGAUAUACCAAUAGCAGUUAGCUCACCAAAAUCAGAUAUUUCACCAAAAGGAGAUGUAAUCGCGGUCAAUGCUGUUUUUAACGUAGUGUCGCAUAAAGCCGUCACCGAAGAGCAACUCGAAAACAAGAAACGAGGAGAACCAGAGGAUAUUCUGUCUGUUUCUGGCGACGGCUCUUGUGCCAAAAGAGGAUUCUCUUCGUUGAUUGGAAUAGUUUCUCUAAUUUUAAAAUAUAGUGGAAAAAGUGUCGACGUUUCUAUAAGGUCAACUUACUGUAAGGGAUGUAGUGCCGGGAAGAUGGAGGUUGAUGGUAUCGUGGAGAUGUUUCUUCGAUCACUCAAGAAGUUCUCCGUAAAAUAUGGUUUUUAUAUCGGCGAUGGCGACACAAAAACUUUUCAAAUGUUGCUAAAUGUUUUUCCCUACGGCGAAGAUUUUGUUAUCAAAAAAUUAGAGUGUGUUUUACAUGUUGCCAAACGAGUUUUCAACCGUGCUAAUGAAGCACGAAAAGCACUGAUUCAAAAGAGAAAAGCUCUGAAACAAGCGGAAGCCAAGAAACCUGCUGCAAAAAAAGGACCGAAGAAAGUUGUAAAAAAGAAAAAAGUUAUUAAAAAAAGUGUUCCAGUGAUUAAAACUCAACGAUUGACUAUAAAGUUGAUGAAGGAGUUGUCAACUAACUAUGGAUCAACCGUUCUCAAAUUUCGAUGCCCGCUAACAGCAUACCUACUUUUUAAGGGUUCACAAUUUCUAGAACAACUGAGAUCUACUUCACAACAAACAGGUAGUUCACAACAAGAAUCUAGUUCACCAAAGCCAAAAAUGACAGGGGAAGAGAUACAUAAACAAACAGAUGUUGAAAGAUGGGUGAUUGAAUCGUCACGUUUUAUGUCAGAAGUGACUACUCCAUUAGAAGUUAAAUUGGAAGAGCCUYCUUCAACUGRAGAUGUUCUACAAGAACAAUCGCAAUCAUUUAGUGUAAGCACUGAAACAACACAUGAUUCGGAUCUUUCACAAAAGUCAAAAGUGACAGAGGAAAAGAUAUCUGAAAAAAUGGAUACAGAAGAAAAAAAUAAAGCUCAAGUGUCACCUACUUUACUAGAAAGGAUUACUCAAAUAGAAAUUAAAUUGGAAAAACUUUCUCUGGCUGCAGAUGUUUCAAAAAGACAAUCACAAUCAGUUAGUUCUUCUACUGAGACAAAAAAAGAUUCAGAUCGUUCACAAAAGCCAAAAAUGCCAGAGGAACAGAUAUCUGAAAAAAUGGGUACAGAAGAAAAAAAUAAGGCUCAAGUUUCACCUACUUUAUCAGAAAGGAUUACUCAAAUAGAAAUAAAAUUGAAAAAACUUUCUCUGGCUGCAGAUGAUUCAAAAAGACAAAUACAAUCAGUUAGUUCUCCUACUAAGACAAAAAAAGAUUCAGAUCGUUCACAAAAGCCAAAAAUGACAGAGGAAAAGAUACCUAAAAAAAUGGAUACAGAAGAAAAAAAAAAGGCUAAAGCGUCAGCUACUUUUUCAAAAAUGAUUACUCAAUUAGAAAUUGAAUUGGGAGAAUUUUCUCUAACUGCAGAUGUUCCACAACAACAAUUACAAUCAGUUAGUUUUCCUAUUGAGACAAAACGAGAUUCAGAUCGUUCACAACAGCCAAAGACGACAAUGGAAAAGAAAACCGAAGAAAUAGAUACUGAAGCAAAAAUUGAGACUGAAGAGUCACAUACUUUAUCAGAAGUGACUACUCAACUAGAAGUUGAAUUAGAAGAACCUUCUUUGGCUGCAGAUGCUUCACUACAACAAUCACAACCAUUUAGUUUCCCUGCUGCAACAACACAUGAUUCGGAUGUUUCACAACAGCCAAAAAUUAUAAGUAAAACGAAACAUGAAGAAAUGGAUACUGAAGCAGAAAUGGAGACUGAAGAGUCACAUACUUUAUCACAUGUGACUAUUCAAGUAGAAGCUGAAUCGGAAGAAUCUUCUUUGUUUGAAUCACAUACUUUAUCACAUGUGACUAUUCAAGUAGAAGCUGAAUCGGAAGAAUCUUCUUUGUUUGAAGUGGUUCCACAACAACAAUCACAACCUUUUAGUUCCCCUGCUGCAACAACACAUGAUUCAGAGGAUUUACAACGGCCCAUUAGUUCUAUGAAAGAACAAUAUGCAGAAAAUAUUGGAGAAGAAAUGACGGAUGCUGAAGUGUCACAUAUUUUGGCAACAGAGACGAAUUUACAACUGAUUAAAACGGAAGAACCUUCUUCGUCUAGAGCUGUUCCAGGCAUAAUAGCUACUGAUCAUGGUGAAACAACAAAUGUUGAGACACCACAAGCAGAUAUUUCACAACAAGAAAGUAGUUCGCUACAAGAAGAUAGUUUGCUACAAGGAGGUUGUUUGCAACAAGAAGAUAGUUCACAACCAAAAGAAAGAAGGAGGCCAGAAACAUCAGAUAUUUGGAAAUUUCUGCAUUCAGUAGGAAUUGAUUCUCCAGAACCUAUUUUAACUCUAUAUGAAGAAGACGAAGAUUUACAACCACUUACUCAUCGUGAAUGUUCAAGUCCUGAAACAGAUGAUUCACAAGGAAGAGAUAGGUUAACGAUAAGAUCAUCCAGAAGAUCACGUGGAAGCACGGAUAUCGAUAAUUUACAAAAAGAAAGGAAGUCACCAGAAGCAGAUAUAUCAUCAGAAUCAGAUAGUUCACGAAGGAAAACAAAAUUUCUACAAAUAAAAAGAGGUUAUCAUUCCUCUUCAACAUCAGAUGAAGAUGAAGAUGAGAAGAUUGAUUUGGAAAAUCCUUCUUCCUCUUCUCCAAAAAAACGAUCAAAACAAGUUGGUUCUCGUGGUAAGACAAAACAUCAAUUAGAUGUUCCACAAGAAGCAAGUAGACAGAGAAAAAGGUCACAUGAAACCUCAAGUGAAAGUAAUGAUAUCGAUUCAGGUGAUUUACCAAAAUCAGGUAGAUCACCAAAAUCAGCUAUUUCACCAGAAGCAGAUAGUUCUCAAAGGAAAAAAAAAUUUCUAGAAAUAAGAAGACGUUUUGAAACUGCUUCAACAAAAGAUGAAGAUAAUGAUAAAAAGAUUGAUUCGAAAGAACCUUCUACCUCUUCUUUAAAAAAACAAUCAAAACCAGUUGUUUCUCGUGGUAAGACAAAACAUCAAUUAGAUGUUCCACAAGAAGCAAGUAGACAGUGGAAAAGGUCACUUGAAACGUCAAGUGAAGACACGGAUAUCGAUGUAAGUGAUUUCCAAAAAUCAAGUAGCUCACGAAAAUCAGCUAUUUCACCAGAAGCAGAUAGUUCUCAAAGGAAAAAAAAAUUUCUAGAAAUAAGAAGACGUUUUGAAGCUGCUUCAACAAAAGAUAAAGAUACAGAUGAACAGAUUGAUUUGGAUAAACCUUCUACCUCUUCUUCAACAAAACAAUCAAAACCAGUUAUUUCUCCUGGUAAGACAAAACAUCAAUUGGAUGUUCCACAAGAAGCAAGUAGACUAAGGAAAAGGUCAUAUGAAACCUCAAGUGAAGACACGGAUAUCGAUGUAGAUGAUAUACCAAUAGCAGAUAGCCCACCAAAAUCAGAUACUUCACCAAAAGGAGAUGGUUUUGAUCCAAUACUGAAAAUAAUGCACGUUUUGGGUAUCAAACUUGGCCCUAUCGCAGUUAAUUAUGCCAGCAACCGCGACAACACGCGUGUGCGCUCAAUCAAUCGUUUGAGCGGAGAAUCUUUAAAAGAAGCCAGGACACAACGAAAAAAGGCUAGAGUAGAAGAUAAUGAGUACUUUGAAGUAGCAGAAAGCGUACCGUAUGGGGCAGGCAUCGCAGAAUAA
Messenger RNA from Polistes dominula (European paper wasp), 6504 nucleotides. RefSeq lists its product as uncharacterized. The record is from RefSeq and is a predicted model, not a curated record. Lineage: Eukaryota; Metazoa; Arthropoda; Insecta; Hymenoptera; Vespidae.